AUGGAUUCUGUCAGCCACCCGGAAUCGACGCCGAAACCCUUCCCCUUGAUCCCCUUCUCACGAGACCCGGACUUUGUCCCCCGCGGCGACCUACUCGGCCGAAUCCAAGCCCAAUGCGCUCAGCCCGGUGGUCGGGCGGCCCUGGUCGGCCUCGGAGGUGUUGCAGAUGUAGGCUGCGGCGGCACAUGGGUGUUCUGGGUGCAUGCCGGCACCAGGGCCCGCGUGGAGGAGGGCUUCCGUGCCAUUGCUGAUGCCGUCAAGCUUCCUGAUAGGCACCUCCCCAAAGCUGAUGUCCUGCGACUCCUGUACUCCUGGCUCUCGAACGAGAAGAAUGGCAGAUGGCUGCUUGUCCUUGACAGCGCCGACGAUUAUGAAGUCUUCUACGGCGCAGAACCAGGCAAGAGCCAGCCUCUCGCAUCGUACCUACCCCAAAGUCCCAAUGGCGCCAUCCUCGUCACCACUCGGGAUCAUGGGCUCGCAGUCCGACUUACUGGCAAUUACCGCGGCGCCAUCCAGGUCGGGCCCAUGACACCAGAUGAGGCCAUCUUGUUUCUAGAGAAGAAGCUUGGUGUGUCUAGCGAACCCGAGCUGGCCGCGGAGCUGGUAGCUACCCUAGACUGCAUCCCCCUCGCCAUCAACCAGGCAGCGAGCUACAUCCAGGCACGGUCACCGCGCUGUACGAUGCAAAAGUAUUUGGUAGAGUUUCGCGAAAGUGAGAAAAAGAGCGCCAAGCUUCUGGCUCAUGAUGCUGCAGAGCUGCGGCGAGAUGGGUCAGCCUCAAACGCUAUCAUGAAGACCUGGCAGAUCUCCUUUGACCAUAUCUGCUCAAAACAGCCAUCCGCGGCCGACCUACUGUCUCUGAUGAGCUUUUUUGACUAUCAAUCAAUUCCCGAAUCUGCUCUUAACCCGGAAAAUGAGUACGAUUCCGACUUUGACUCGGACCUGGAGUCGAAUGGUGAUACAGAGGAACUUGCCAACGAAUUCUCGACCCUUCAUCUUCUAGCCGCCAAGAAGAAACAGAAUCAAAUCCCAAGCAAUUCAGAAUUUGACUCGGAUAGCGACUCAGAUGAUGACAGUUUUGAAGACGAUGUUUCAAUGUUGCGAAACUUUUGUCUCGUCUCAGUCACCGCAGCCGGCAACCAGUUCGAAAUGCAUCGACUAGUUCAACUGGCCACGAGAAAAUGGCUGGCUGUAACGAAGCGACAUGAGCGAUUCAGGCAGCUCUUCAUACACAGAGUAUUUAUUUCGAUGCCAUCACCAGAUACGUACAAUAUCUUCCGUUUUCGACAGAUUAUUGUCCAUAUGCAAAUCGCGGCUAGCUAUCGCCCAAACAAAGCAACUACUCGUGCUUGGUGUGCAAUCUGCAAUCGCUUAUCGUGGCUUCGAUACGUCACCGGGCUGAGUAGCGAAGCGAGAGAGCCAUUAGAUAAAGCAUACACGGCAUGGAGAGAGCGCAAAGGGCCUGAGCAUACGGCUUGCCUUGAGUACAGAAGGUUGUUAGGCGAUAUCCUGCUCGAAUUGGAUCAGAUUUUCGAGGCCGAGGGUAUUAUUAACGAGGUUCUGGAGAUCGCACGAAAGACUGUGGGAGAGGAUAAUGAAUCAACAAUUGUGGCUAUGAUCUCGCUCGCCGAAAUAUAUGUGCGCCAAGGCAGAUAUGAUGAGGCAGAAACGCUUGAAGUCUGCGCUACAGAGGCAGCCAAGCGAGCUCUCGGGCCCGAGGAUCAUAGGACUCUCACCUAUCUAGCUUGCCUAUCUCGAACAUACAUGGCUCAGGGUCGCUCAAAAGAGGCGGAGAAUAUUAGUCAGGCGGCGUUGGAGACUUGCAAGAGAGUCUUUGGGCCAACUGACUAUGAGACACUGGAGUUUAUGGCUGUUCUCGCAGGAACAUAUGAGCACCAGGAACGAUACGAGGAUGCACUACAACUAGAGCUUAAUAUGCUGAAGGUCGCCCAAUCUGCGCCUAGACCUGACAACCUGCUGAUAGCCAAAGGCAUGUCCCGUCUUUCCAACUUGUACAGGUCAAAACACAUGUAUGAACACGCUGAGGAAAUGGACAAGGCCGCUCUUGUUUUGUCUACCAAAGAACUUGGUCCAUCUCACCCAGCAACUCUUGGCAACUUGACCGACUUGGCAUAUGAUUAUCAUGAACAAGGUCGCAAGGAAGAAGCAAUCAUAGUAUUACAUGAUGUAAUAGAAAGGGCAACAUCAGAGCACGGCCGAGAUCAUGCUUAUACAAUCACAUGCAUGGAUUCUGCGGCAAUAAUCUUCUUCAAGCAACGAGAUUACACCACGGCAGAAGAAUUCCGCACACAUAUAUUGUCAUAUCGCAGAAGGACUCUCGGGGACGCCCAUCCGGAUACUAUUUCCGCCAUGGCCCACCUAGCCAGAAUUUUUCGACACCAUUGCAAGUUUGAAGAGGCAAUUUCACUCUUUGAAGAGGCCCUUUCGGGCUCUGAAGCCAAAUUUGGCUUCGAGCACAAGGGUACUCUCCAAAUCGCUCGUAAUGUGGCGUCAAUAUAUUCCUACGGCCUUGAACGCCAUUCCGAAGCCAUCUCAAUACUGAAGAGAGUUUCUAACACCAGCAAAGCAGCGUAUGGCGCAGAGGCCGAGUUGACUCUCCAGUCAAUGCUCGCGCUUUCUGAGUGCCAGCAAAAAGCAGGCUUACUGGUGGAUGCAGAGAGCCUCCAGAGAUUCGUCUUGACGACUCGAAAGUCGGGGCUCGGCCCGCAGCACAAGGAUACGCUGGAGGCGAUGUAUUCUCUCGCCGAUACGUUAGAAGAUGGCAAAAGGUUUGAAGAGGCCGCAGUGCAGUUCAGGGAGGUGCUGUCGGGAUACAAUUCGUGUCCCGAUAGCACGGGAAUUUGGGCGGCGAUGGCUGCCGAAGCCUUGGGUCGAAAUCUAGUCUCCUGCGGCAAGUUUGAGGAGGCUCUGGGGGCAUUCACAGAGGCUUUUUGUCUCUUCCAGGAGACCCUUGGGGGGGAUGAUCCGUCAACUUUGACAUGCCUCAGCUGGAAGGGCCACGUCUAUGCAGAACAAGAGAGAUGGACAGAAGCAGCGGAGGAAUACGCGCACGUACUGGAGGUGAGAAAGAAUGUGCUCGGGCCGAACGAACGGAGCACGUUGUUCACGAUGCGGAGGCUCGCGGUUGCUUUGAGCCACGCGGAUGAGCUGGAGAAGGCCCUGGCCGUGCUUUCGGAGUGCGUGGACAGGGCGAGGCAGCAUCUUGGGCCGGAGGAUCCUGACACUUUGGAGUUUGUGGAAUUGCUGGCGGAUGCGCUGGAAGACGACGAGGGAUCCGAUACACCGAACAGCUCAGUCUUCGAAGACUGCCCCAUCCGCGAUGGGCCAGAGGUUACCGAGAUUGUCGGCGAUGAUGCUACAGGAUCCGCAACGAAAGAGAAGGCUGAUCAAACGGGCGGGGUGGAAGAUUGA
Cordyceps fumosorosea ARSEF 2679 is the source of this 3432-nucleotide messenger RNA. RefSeq names its product Tetratricopeptide-like helical. The coding region runs from base 1 to 3432 and encodes 1143 amino acids. The record is from RefSeq and is a predicted model, not a curated record. NCBI's taxonomy places the organism in Eukaryota, Fungi, Ascomycota, Sordariomycetes, Hypocreales, Cordycipitaceae. The transcript has 3 exons. Gene Ontology annotation, molecular function: protein binding.